Messenger RNA from Pangasianodon hypophthalmus (striped catfish), 6210 nucleotides. It is a transcript of the gene pnkd, whose product is annotated as PNKD metallo-beta-lactamase domain containing. Gene Ontology annotation, molecular function: hydroxyacylglutathione hydrolase activity. The record is from RefSeq and is a predicted model, not a curated record. The transcript is spliced from 9 exons. Lineage: Eukaryota; Metazoa; Chordata; Actinopteri; Siluriformes; Pangasiidae. The coding region runs from base 4444 to 5532 and encodes 362 amino acids. Gene Ontology annotation, cellular component: mitochondrion.
AGUAAGGAUAAUGUCACUUGGUCCGACAAAUCUCAAUUUGCAGAUGGUUUCAUGGAUUCAUCCUGCAUUGUAUGAACGGUUUGCCUGGUGGUGGUGCAGUGCAAUGGGCAAUGUUUUUUUUAUUUUUUUUCUCUUUUCUGGGGACAAAUUAAGCCUCAUAAUACCAAAUGAGUUUUGUUUAAAUGCCACACACUACCUAAGUUUUUAUUUUUUGUUAAUUUAUUUAUUUUUAAUAGCAUGUAUCUCUACAAUACAGCCACAGUAUUCUACUGUCUGCUUCCAGCAUUUUAACUCACUGCUGCAAAAUACAAAUCAUCUCAAGCUGUUUCAACAAACAUGACAUCGACUUGAGUGUAUUUCAGUGGCUUACACACCCACCAAAUCUUAAUCCAUGUUAUUAUUUUGCUGCGUGGUUUGGCUCCACUUGUCGUCUUAGAAGGAAACAUCACUGCAGAUCAGUACAAGGUUCUUCUUUCUGUCUUUUAUCCUAUGAUGAAACCCUUCUAUCCUGAUGGGGUGGUCUCUGCCAGAAUGACAAUGUCCCCAUCCACAGGUUUGUAUGAAAAUGAUGUGAGAUUGGAGAUUUUGGAGCAGUAUGUUAGUACUCUCUACCACCAUCAUCAAAAUAACACCUGAUAGAAAAACUUUUGGAAGAACAGUGUUCAUUCCUCCACUACAGUUUCAGAGUCUUAUAGAAUCUAUGCCAAGGUGCAUUGAAGCUGUUCUUGUGGCUAAUAGUGGCCCAACACCUUAUAUACCUAAAAUCCUUUUUGUUGUUGUUUUUUUCCCUUUGAUUUGUUUUGUGUAUGUAUGUGCAUAUACACUCAGUGGUCACUUUAUUAGGUACAUCUACAAUGUAUCUACAUGCACUGAUUGUUUUAUUCCAUAGACUCAUGGUAUAAGUGCACUUUUUAGGCCAAAUAUUAUCUGAUUGCUGCUGGUCUAAUGGUGGUCACUUUCCAUUGAUGGACAGGGUAGGGGGCCAACAAAUAAUCCAGAACCUGAUUAUCAGUGUAAAUGCAAGGUAGGUACAACUAAUAAAGUGGCCACUGAUUGUAUGUAUGAAUGCUUGUAUAUAUAUGUAAAAUGUUUAUUAUUUUAGGUCAUGAAUUAUGAUAGCAAUUUUGUUAUUCAAAAGUAAAAUCAUUUGUCAGUAGCACUAAUAUAAUUUGUGACAUUGAACCAAUGCAUGAAAUGGAUGGAAAGUGAAAUAAAAGAUUUUUAAAAAGUGAUUGUUAAAAAAAAAUUAACCCAAUAAGUGUAUAUCCUUCUAGAUAAAACUUUUCUAGAUUUUAACUUGGGUAAUUUUUGACCUGAAAUUAUUUUGAGGGCACUUUUACACAGGAAUAAAUCCAUUACUUCCAUAUUUCUUCAUGCAAUAUGUACACUAUAUUAAGGAAUAAGUAUGAAGAUUGAUUUUACCAUAUAAUUUAAUAUUGAUCAGCUCAUAUUGACAAAUUAUGUGAGCAACAGUGAAACUCCAAAAUAAUUCCUGCUUUUUGCUGUUGGCUCUCUAGAUAAGUAGAUAACAUUAAUAAGUAAAUUAACAACAUUGAUGUUGGCUAAAUAUUAUUUUGUUGUGAAAGAUUCUGGCAAAAUUUAUUUGGUUGGUGGUUACCAAGAUACUCUUGUUAGGUAUAUCUCAUAUUAUUUUAACAUACUGUUUAGUGCAAUAGUAUUUGGCUUGGGAAAUAUCCUAAAAACCUAAUAAGAUGUGAAGCUUAAACAUAACACUUUUGUUGAAUCCUAUUAUUAAAAACGAUUCAAAUAUUCAAGGCUGAGUAUUCAAUCCUGAAUAUGUGAUGCUUACAUUGCAUAGAUGAUCUAUUAAUCUUCAGUUUAUCUUCAGUAAGGUGGAAAUACACCCUGGAAUGGACAUGGGUCCAUUGCAGGGUACCAUGCAUACACACAUAUUCAUACUUAGGGGCAAUUUAGUGUAGCCAAAUUCACCUACUGGCAUAUUUUUUGUAGUUGGGAGGAAACCAGAGUACCCACAGAAAAGCCACGCAGACACAGAGGGAACCGGCAAAACUCCACACAGACAUUAACCUGAGCUCAGGAUCAAAGCGGGGACCCUGGAGCUGUAAGCUGGCAGCGCUGUCCCUGCCAUCACCGUGCCAUCCUGUGUCUAAUAUUAUUUACACUCACUGAGCACUUUAAUAGGAACACUACACUAGUACUGGGUAGGGCCUCCCUUUGCUCUCGAAACAGCCUCAAUUCUUCAUGGCGUGGAUUCCACAAGAUGUUGGAAAUAUUCCUUUGAGAUUCUGGUCCAAGUCAGCAUGAUUACAUCAUGCAAUUCCUGCAGACUUUUCAGGUGCACUUUCAUGCUGCGAAUCUCCCGAUAUAUGACAACCCAAAGGUGUUCUACUGGAUUCAGAUCCAGUGACUGGAAAGGCCACUGAAGAACUUUGAUCUCACUGUCAUGUUCAUGAAACCAGUUUGAGAUGACUUUUGCAUUGUGACAUGGUGUAUUGGCAUGCACAUGGUCAGCAACAAUACUCAAAUAGGCUGUGGCAUUCAAGCAAUGAAUGAUUGGUAUUAACAGGCCCUUAAGUGUGCCAAGAAAACAUUCCCCACACCAUUACACCACCUCCACUAGCCUGGAUUGUUGACACAAGGCAGGUUGGGUCCAUGGGUUCAUGCUGUUAGCGCCAAAUUCUGACCCUACCAUCUGUGUGCUUCAGUAAAAUCGAGAUUCAUCAGACCAGGCUACGUUUUUCCAGUUUCAACUGCCCAGUUUUGGUGAGCUUGUACCCACUGCAACCUCAGCUUUCUGUUCUUGGCUGACAGAAGUGGAACUUCAAGGUGGUCUUCAAGGUGCAACAUGUUAUGCAUUCUGAGAUGCUUUUCUGCUCACCACAGUUGUACAGAGUGGUUAUGAGUUACUGUAGCCUUUCUGUCAGCUCGAACCAGUCUGGCCAUUCUCUGUUAACCUCUCUCAACAAGGCGUUUCUGUCCACAGAACUGUGUCUCUCUGGAUGUUUUUUCAAUAUUGCACCAUUUUGAGAAAACUCUUGAGAAUGUUGUGUGAAAAUCCCAGGAGAUCAGCAGUUAUAGAAAUAUUCAAACCAGCCCAUCUGGCACCAAAACUCAUGCCACAGUCAAAAACACUGCGAUCACAUUUUUCCCCAUUCUGAUGGAUCAUGUCAACAUUACCCGAAGCUGCUGGCCACUGUCUGCAUGAUUUUAUGUAUUGCACUGCUGCCACAUGAUUAGAUAAUUGCAUGAAUGAGCAGAUGUACAGGUGCUCCUAAUAAAGUGCUCGUUGAGGGUAUAUUCAAUAGCCAACUGAAAUUCGGUGUACUGCAUUGGGGUUCUGAACUGUAAGUGAAUUUCUAAAAUUAACAGGGUUACUUUAAAAAAAAAACACAUCAUGUUUCUUCAGUGUUUGGCAAGCAUUUAAUAGGGUUAAGAAUACAAACCAUCAAGAAGCUCAAACAGUAUGCUCAUCUAUAGUUUCUUUAGUGUUCUUUGUAACUUAGCAAUAACUGGCCACUUGGGGGUCUGGUGCUUGGACCCCGUAGAUCGCUGCUUGUGGCUGUAUUAUUAGGCUACGUACAGUAUAUUUAUUAGCCUACAUAUGAUGAUAUUCAGGUGUUUGAACACCCCAAAAAUCCACCUCAUCACACACACAAAUCUCCAUGCAGAAAGGAUUUAAUUUAAACACAAUAUCUGAUUAUUCUAUUUUCAAGUACAAUACAAAGAAUGUGCAGAAUGAUGCCUUCAGCACUGGUCUCUAUUGGAGUGAGAGCUGGCACUAAGGCACUAGGAUUUCUGAUUUUUUUUUUUUUUUUUUUAGCCUACAAAAUAUUUAUAAUAAAUCUUAAAAUAAAAUAUAUAUUAAUAUAUAAAAUAAAUAUUAAAGUAUUUAUAGUAAACAGGAAACCUAGCUAAAUAGAAAAUCGUUUAUUAAAACGUUAUGCAUUAAUUCUAUAUUUGUUAUAUUCUAGCUGACUUCAAUAGCAGUAGGGCUUAUGAAUUUAUUUUUGAUUAGCCCAAAUAUUUUCUUAAUGCAUUAUGUAUGCUAUUUCGAUAGAGGAUUAUAAUGCAUAAAUUAGAGGUGUCAUUUACCUGAUUUGACCCUAUAUCUAAUCACCUAGACUGCAGUAGGACUGAAUUGGAGUUUAUAAAUCAGGUUAUUGCAUAUUUAGUAGGGCUACAAACUGUAUUUAUUGCUAAAUUUAUGUCGCAUUUGUUGUAGAACACCAUCCUAGCUAACCAGCUCCAUCCAGUUUUGGCUACCAAAUAAACUGGGCUAUGCUUUUGAUGAAGGAUGUUACAUCCCAAAUGGCUUCCUGCUCUCUAUAUAAGCGCACUGAAUAAUAAUAAUAGAGCGUGUUCUACUACUCACUAUGUAGUGGACUUGAGUGCUGGAUAUAAGCGCUUUGGGAUUUAGCCGGACUUCCGCAUAGUGACGCAACCGAGGCCACGCCCACUGUUAUGGCGCUUCCGGACUGGACGGUGUGUCUGCUUGGUGUUGCAGCCUCGAUCUGUGGAGGAUUUUGCAUUUACCGCCUCCUCAGAAGUCCUGCGAGAAGUUCAUGGAAAAGAGGUGUUGUUGCGGAUUUGAUGGCACGCACGGAGAAACCGCUGUUUUGGAUAGCGUACUCUCUAUACACACGGACCAAACUCGGCUACAUGUUUUACAAACGCCAGAUGAGAAAAGCAAGGGAGAAGUACCCAACUGGCCACUCUAAGACUGAGCCCACAACAAUAAAUGGUAUCAAGAUCAUUCCAUUACCCAUCCUGUCUGACAACUACAGCUAUGUGAUCAUUGACACAGCAUCGGAUCUCGCCGUGGUGGUGGACCCUGCUGAUCCUCGCUCUGUCCAGAGUUGUCUGGAAGAGGAAGGGGUGACUUUAGAAGCCAUUCUUUGCACACACAAACACUGGGACCACAGUGGAGGAAACAGAGCUCUAAAAAGGCACCACAGCUCAUGUAGGGUGUAUGGAAAUGCUAUGGAUAACAUCCCUGGCCUUACACACCCUCUAACAGACAAAGAUGUCAUAGAUGUUGGGACACGGCUACAGUUUAGGGCUUUCUACACCCCUGGUCAUACUGUGGGUCACAUGAUCUACCUCCUGGAUGGCAGAACUUUCGGGGGUCCCAGCAGCCUCUUCUCAGGAGACCUGCUCUUCCUCUCAGGAUGUGGGCGAAUGUUUGAAGGCACUGCUUCAACAAUGUUAUCAUCACUGGACAUAGUUGGCUCUCUGAAGGAAGACACUCUGCUCUGGCCUGGCCAUGAGUAUGCUGAAGAUAACCUGCUGUUUGCUGCAGAGGUGGAGCCUGGUAAUGUGGUGCGUGAACAGAAGUUACAGUGGGUCUUGCAACAACGAGGUCAACGACUGUGCACAAGCCCAUCUACUCUGGAAGAAGAGAAGCAGUACAAUCCGUUUUUGAGGAGCCAUGCUCUGGAUCUUCACCAUGCUCUGGGCCUGCAGCAGAACCAAGAUGAGGACUGGACCUCGUAUAGGGCCCGAGUUUUAGAGGAGCUACGCAGACGAAAGGACAUUUACAAGGGCCGAUAGGUGCCACGAAAGGUGCUUUGAUGUCAAGGAAGAAACCGAUAUAAACCCAAUCCAAGUGGCCCUGUUGUAUUCCUCACUCAGAGUGCCUGGUAUUGCUCCAGAUGGAGAUCACACACAGAAAUGUAGGCUCUGAAGUGAAAUGUAAAGGCUAGAGUUUGCACACUGAUACUAAGCUAUAUAUAUGGGCAUUAUUGAGAUACAGUUGGUUGAACACUGAGGCUAAAAUGACUGUGUGAGAGUUUUUUCAGACUUUGUAGAGUGAUUUCUAUUCUAACCUAGGUUAGUUUCUAUAUUUAAAAUAUAGAAAAUGUAAACAUUGCUAGCUCUGCACAGAACAGCUCUCCAUGUUUAUUUUCUAUUAAACCUAACACAUGAACUGGUUUAUAUAAUUAGUAGGCACUUAUGUAUUAUGUAUAUCUACCUUAUACCUACAGCCAUGGGCCAUUUCAUUAGGUAUACCUACAAUGUAGAGGCACUUUGUAUAUAUACACUUACUUACGGUAGCCCAUCUGUUACGCACAAUUGGUUGGAUACCCAUCCAACCAACCAGAGAGACCACUACCGACCAGAUACUGUUUGGGCAGUGGACCAUUCUCAACACAGCACUUACAUGGCCAUCACUACACAUAAUCUGAAGCUAGUAAUGAAUGUAAUAAAAUAAUAUUAAUGGAUUCUAAA